Molecule: messenger RNA, 4632 nt
Organism: Klebsormidium nitens
Lineage: Eukaryota; Viridiplantae; Streptophyta; Klebsormidiophyceae; Klebsormidiales; Klebsormidiaceae
Source: the annotation of a GenBank genome assembly
CUCCCUGCAUGGCGAGCCGUGAAAUGGCCGAGCGCAGGUCGAGGAGCCACUGACGUUCGUAGGAGACGGCAGCUGGGUUUCUCCUAGGUACCGUAGUUGGGCUUGCAGGUGAAGAAGAGGGCAUACAGCUCGUGCUUGACACAGGCAGGGUUGCCCAGAGAUUGAGCUUGCGUGUUGGGAAUGGCGGGCUCGUCGGUAUGUAUGCGGGUUCAGCCCGCUUUGCAUGUGGCACAGCGGGAAACUUGGGGCAGGCGUCAUGUGGGGGAUAGGCUUUCAGAACAUGGCACUUGCAACAGGCCCUUUCGCCCUGCGGCGCGCAGGCCGCAGAUGGUGACGCACAAAAUUCACCAGUUCCAAACCACAAAAGCAGCCAGCAUUAGGAACUUUCCUCGUGCCGGCACGGCAAAGUCGGUAGUUCCAAUACCUUUGGCCGCUUCUCGGGAGCUUUCCUUAGGCAAGUCCGAGUCUGUGUUUCAAAAGACACAGCUGAGGUCAGGAUUUUUAGGGGCGGGGCUUCGCUCCCGGAAUCGAGGUCCAAGCCAUGAAUCAGCAACGAGGGGUGUGGGGUUUCUAAGAGGAGGGGUCCCCUGCUGCCGGCUGUCAGACUCGCUGGAGACACAUGAGGGGUUAGAAAGUGCGAGAGGUUUAGGGUUCGGGUGCGCGCCUCUGCGGGGGCCCCAAAGAAGGAGGGAUGUCGUAGUUAAGGAUAGUCGGAAGACGGGGUCCGGGGGGGCAGGGAGUGGGGCAAAAGCGGAGGGGCCGGUGCCCCCCCUGCACGCGGUGGCGACGCUACAGGAUAAUAGCACUAGGACUGAGUACCUUGAUUCAGAGAUUGUCGACAACACAAACUGGGAAGAAUUUUUGCACACACCGCUGCCGACACACCCGCGGCUCAUCCGAGGACAGCUUGACAACGGGCUUCGCUACGUGAUCCUUCCGAAUGCGCUGCCGCCUAACAGGUUCGAGGCCCAUCUGGAGAUGCACGUGGGGAGCGUCGACGAGUUGGACCACGAGCAAGGCGUCGCGCAUCUGAUCGAGCACGUGACGUUCCUCGGGAGCAAGAAGCGGGAGCGCAUCCUGGGCACGGGGGCCCGCUCGAACGCAUACACCGAUUUUCACCACACAGUGUUCCAUGUACACAGCCCGGUCAAGUCGCAGGAGACGGGAGAGGCGCUGCUGCCGCUCGUGCUGGACGCGCUGCACGAGAUUGCAUUCCAGCCCGAGUUCCCCGACUCUCGGAUCGAGAAGGAGAGGAAAGCGGUGCUGUCGGAGCUGCAAAUGAUGAACACCAUUGACUACAGGGUAGACUGCCAGCUCCUGCAGCACCUGCACAGUGAGAACAAGCUCGGGUGCCGCUUCCCCAUCGGCCUGGAGGAGCAGAUCACCAAAUGGGACUCCGCCACCAUCCAAGCUUUCCAUAAGCGAUGGUACUUCCCCGGAAACGCGACGCUCUUCAUCGUCGGCGACUUCGGCCCCGUGGACCACGUGCUCGACCUGAUCCACAAACAGUUCUCCAAAGUCCCGCCCGCCGUUUACUACCCGAACCGAAACCCCGCGACGUCCCCUGCCGCCGCGAGCCUCCACACCCCUAACCCGGAAACGCAGAACCCCAAACCCUCGCUUUUUUCCGGAUUCUCCCCGUCGCGAUCCCCGUCCCAUACGACUUCCAACUCCCCAAACCCCGAAACGAUCAAACCCUCGCACGCGGCCCUGCAAUCGCUCAGCUCUCUGUUCAACUCGGUUGGAAACCACCAGCCUAACCCGCUGUCGAAAAAGGAGGUUGCGCCUUUUCCGCCGCUUCCGGAGCCGAUCCGGAAGGAGCGGCACCCGAUUCGGCCGCCGGUGGAGCACCAGUGGUCGAGCGAGAGUAUGCUCAAGUACGCAAAAUCGGGUUACCCGGCGAAACGGGGUCUGGAAGUGGUUCCGCAGGUGUUCCAGCACGAGUUGCUGCAGCACUUCUCAAUGAACGUCUUCAGCAAGAACCCCGUUCGGCCCACUCGGACGUACCUGGACCUGCGCAACGUCCUCAUGCAGAGGAUUGUGCUGUCCACCUUCCAAUUCAGGAUCAACACCCGCUACAAGAGCGCUAACCCUCCCUUUAGCACCAUCGAGAUGGACCAUUCCGACUCUGGGCGGGAGGGCUGCUCAGUUACCACACUGACAAUUGUAUCCGAGGCGAAGGAUUGGCGGGGAGCCGUCCAGGUUGCGGUCCAGGAAGUGCGGCGUCUGAAGGAGUUUGGCGUGACGCAAGGCGAGCUGACGCGCUACCUGAAGGCGCUCCUGAAGGACAGCGAACAGCUGGCCGCGAUGAUCGACAACAUCCCGUCGAUCGACAACCUGGACUUCAUCAUGGAGAGUGACGCGCUGGGGCACUCCAUAAUGGACCAGCAGCAAGGGCACGAGUGCCUCAGCGCCGUCGCUGACAGUGUGACGCUGGAAGACGUUAACGCGGUCGCCGUCAACCUGCUCGAGUUUGUCUCUGACUAUGGCAACUCCUCCGCUCCAGUCCCCGCCGCAGUGGUCUGCUGCGUUCCCAAAAUCAUCAGCGGCGACGCGGGCUCCCCCGACGAGCCCUUCUUCAUCACCCCUGAAGAAAUCAAGGACACCAUUGUUAGCGGGUUAGCGGAACCCAUCGAGGGGGAACCCGAUCUGGACGUGCCUAAGAGCCUGAUCCCAAUAGAUGAGUUGGAAGAGAAGAUCAGGACACGGCAGCCAGCGUUUGUGAAACUGGAAGGAGCGGAAAAGGAGGGGCUUACAGCGUACAGGACAUACGACGAGGGGACGGGGGUCGUGCAGCGGCGGCUAUCGAAUGGGAUUCGGAUCAAUUAUAAGAUGACACAGAACGAGGCACGGGGAGGAGUGAUGCGAUUGGUCGCGCCAGGCGGCCGUGCUAGGGAGACGCAGAACGCGAGCGCGGCAGUAGCCAUUGGAACGAGGACGCUCUCCGAGGCGGGCUCCGUGGGGAAAUGGUCCAGAGAACAGGUUGAGCUGUUUUGCGUGGGCAACCUGAUCAACUGCAUCCUGGAGACCGACGAAGAGUUCAUCUGCCUCGACUUCCACUUCGUGAUGCGCGACAACGGCAUGGAGGCCGCGUUCCAGCUGAUGCACAUGGUUCUCGAGGAGCCGGUGUGGCGGGACGACGCGCUCGACCGCGCCAAGCAAAUGUACCUUUCGUACUACCGGUCCAUGCCCAAGUCCUUGGAAAGGGCGACGGCGCACACUCUGAUGAAGAGCAUGUUCAAGGGGGACGCGCGCUUCAUGGAGCCGACGCCGGACGCAAUCGCCAAGCUGGACCUAGAAACCGUCAGCAAGGCCGUGUUCGACCAGCUCAAGACCGGGGAUAUGGAGGUGUCGGUUGUAGGUGACUUCACGGAGGAGGAACUAGAGCGGUGUCUGCUGACGUAUUUGGGCACGCUUCCGGCCAAGCCGGCAACGACGCCUGAGGAGCUUAAGACGCUGGAGGUUCCGUUCCAAGUCGUAACAUCCUUCGAUGCGUCACGGCGGAAUCAAAAGGUGUUGCUGAAAGACACCGACGAGAGGGCGUGCGCUUUCAUCGCUGGCGCGGCACCCAACCGGUGGGGCUAUACCGCCGACGGUGCAGAUUUGAACACCAUCAACCAGCCCUGCCCCCCGGGUCUCUCAGUCCAACAAAUCCACGCAAUGGCCACUUUCGGCUCGCGCGUGAUGGUCGACGACGAGGGAUCCCUCUACUGGCAGCGCAAACGUCACCCCCUCUACGCGAGCGUCGCGCUUGCGAUCCUUGCUGAGAUCAUCAACUCCCGGCUCUUCACAACGGUCCGCGACGCCCUCGGGCUGACGUACGACGUGUCGUUCGAGCUCAGCUUGUUUGACCGGCUCAAAACCGGGUGGUUUGUGAUUUCGGUUACCAGCACCCCGGGGAAGAUCGAGGAGGCGGUGAACGCGUCCCUGAGCGUGCUCAAAGGGCUGAACGACGACCGGAUUAGCGACCGGGAGCUGGCCCGGGCGAAGCGGACGCUGCUGACGCGCCACGAGUCGGACCUGAAGGACAACGCCUACUGGCUGAGCCUGAUGACGCACGUGCAGACGCCAUCGGUCCAUCGCAAGGACGUCGGGUGCAUACGCGACCUGAUCUACCUGUACGAGUCGUGCACCACCGAGGACGUAUACAACGCAUACGACUUCCUGGCGCUGGAAGACGAGAACCUGUACACGUGUAAGGGCAUCGCAGGCCCGCCAGAGCUGCUCCAAAAGCACGCUGACGUCGAGGCGAUGGUGAUCGAAGUCGAGGGGGAGUCGGACUCCGAAGAUGGGCAAACGGACGCUCUUCUAUUAGGAGCUUCUAGCGGGAGGGGUCGUUCGACUGUGACAAGACCAACAACGUAGGGUAGUUCUUCGUCUUCCUAGUUUCACCGCGUUGCAUCUAAAGAUAGGUUCGUUCGAAACCUUCUGAGAAAAGGAUCGGGACACUAUUCACAAGGACGCGUUAGAGAUUGACUUGCGAAGGACGGCGAAGGACGGCUUGCUUGAAACCUUUGGUUCGAAGUUUGAUUCAAUUGCUCGAGGCUGUUAUUUAUGUUGGAUGUCACUGGUUCUACGAGACAGCUUUGUUUUCUCACAAUCACUGCCAAUUGAGCGAAGUGUUUCUUCACG